This is a messenger RNA of Fusarium subglutinans, 1161 nucleotides long. RefSeq lists its product as uncharacterized. Gene Ontology annotation, biological process: proteolysis. Bases 1 to 1161 code for a protein of 386 amino acids. The transcript has a single exon. Lineage: Eukaryota; Fungi; Ascomycota; Sordariomycetes; Hypocreales; Nectriaceae. Gene Ontology annotation, molecular function: peptidase activity. The record is from RefSeq and is a predicted model, not a curated record.
AUGUUGUUCACGAUCUCUUUACUGUCGGCAUUAUUGCCUUCGGCGAUAGCAGCUGCAACAACAUGCAAGCUGCCAAGAACCGAUGCCCACUUUAGUGUUGGACAUGGGUUUCAGGAUGACUGUAUUUCUGGAACUGGUACGAUUCAGGGUUACAUGAUCUUUGUCGAUUUUUCCGACGCUCAAUCACCGGCUUCUGAAUCCGUCAAAGAGCUCCGCGAUCUUCUUGUACCGGAUGCAGCAAAGUGGUACCAGACAGCUAGCUAUGGCCAGCUUGAACUUAAUAUCACGGCCGAUACUACCAAGUUCUACCGCAUGCCCAAAUCUGCAGCGUCGUAUAGAUGGGAAGAGGGCUUUAGCGCUGAACAGCAUCUGUCUUAUAUCCAAGAUGCUCUCGACGCGUACACGAACAACGGUGCGAGAGCACCACCCGCCGAGACGGACAUUCUCUACAUCGCGACAACACGCAACAACGACAAGAUGACCCGAUCACUCGGAUCCAGCUUCAGUGUUUCUACACGAAACGGGAAACUCUUCUCCAGAAGAGCUGUCACUUUCGGCACCGAUCCCUACAUCGCGUGGGGCUAUAAGGCGGUCAAUCACGAGACAGGACACUCGAUGUGUUUGCCCGACUACUACCCUAAUACGCCGGACCUGCCGACUGGCUACUACACAGGGGGAUGGAGUAUUAUGGGAAAUGUGGGAGGAGUAGCGCCUGAUUUCUUUGCUUGGGAUAAAUGGAGACUUGGAUGGUUGGCCGAUGAGGAUAUUGACUGUGUUCUUGAACGUGGUACAACAAAACAUACGUUGACUCCUGUUGAAGUCGAGGGCGGUGUCAAGGCUGUUGUUAUUGCUAAGAGCGAUACUUCUGCUCUGGUUGUCGAAGCUCGUGUUGCGAAGGGCGUUGAUGGGAAUAUUUGCGCACCGGGAGUUCUUCUGUAUACCGUCGAUACAACGCUAGCCACGUCGGAGGGUUCAAUCAAGGUCUUGGAUGCAACGCCCGGAUCGAACGGCUGCGGGGAUAACAAUGGAGCGGAACCAUUGAACGACGGGACUUUGUCGAUGGAUGGGAAGAGGUCGUUUGAGGCCUCGGGAUGGGGAGUCAAGGUCACGUUGAUCGAUGACAAAAAUGACCAGUUCAAUAUCGAGGUUCAAUACUCUUAG